Messenger RNA from Meloidogyne enterolobii, 612 nucleotides. Lineage: Eukaryota; Metazoa; Nematoda; Chromadorea; Rhabditida; Meloidogynidae. The record is from the annotation of a GenBank genome assembly.
AUGCCUUCUCACUCGACAACAACUACCAAAAAGCAGCAAAGUCCUCGUAAACGUCUACAACAAAAUCAACAAAUAAUUCCUUCACAACAAAUUAAAAGGCCAAAAAUAUUUUUAAUUGAAGAAGAAGAAGAAAAAAAGAAAAAAUCUUCGUCAACCUCUUUGUGGGUAGAUAAAUAUAAGCCAAAAACAAUUAAACAAUUAAUUGGACAACAAACAGACAAGUCCCCAACAAAUAAAUUACUUGAAUGGCUUAAAAAUUGGGCUAAAUUUCAUUUAAUUCAAGGAGAGAAAAAGAAAGCUGUUAAAAAACCUUUUGGUCCACAAGCUGACGGUUCUAUUUUUAAAGCUGCACUACUUUCUGGACCGCCAGGAAUUGGGAAAACAACAGCCGCUGAGUUAUGUUGUAAAGAAUUGGGAUUAUCUUUUGUUAUAAUGAAUGCUUCUGAUGUCCGAAACAAGGCAGCAAUUGAAAAGCGUUCUGAACAACUUGUCUGUAACCAAAUGGAACAAUAUUGCAGCAAAGACAGAGGUUUUAGAGCUUUUUUUAAUUUAAAAAUACAUAACUUUCACUUUAUAAUUUUUUUGGGAAAAAUUUUUAUUGUUAACAAUUAA